AUGACACCACUCUCCCUUUGCUUAAUGAGAAGGCCAAUGUGGAAAACGGCCAAUUUGUUAUUUCAACAUGGUGCGGUGCUGCUUACAAGAAUGACUCCAAUGGAUACUGGAUUGUUUAUACAGUUUGUAAUGAUGUGCAUACCCACCAAAGAAGAAGAAAGGAUUCUUCGACUUCUUGUCGAGAAAGGUGCCCUAGUUAAUGACCCAGAGGCUCCCGGCCAACGUCAACCACUACAUUUCGCUGCUAUGAGUAAUAACUGUACCCUCAUUCGUAUUCUAAUCGAUUUAGGAGCUGACUUAUACGCUAAGAACCAUAGAAAUGAAACUCCCAGACAAGUAGCAGCUACCUUUAAAUGUAAAGAAGCGAUGGCUAUCUUUGAAGCCCUCGAAGGAGAAUACGAUAGAAGAGACAGUGAGACUGCAAGCAAUGUAACUGCUUAUGAGCAUUUCAACUUGUCGUAAUUUAUUUGAUAAAUAAAUACAUUUUGCACGUUAUGUUUUGAAAA
Messenger RNA from Trichoplusia ni (cabbage looper), 506 nucleotides. RefSeq lists its product as uncharacterized. Lineage: Eukaryota; Metazoa; Arthropoda; Insecta; Lepidoptera; Noctuidae. The record is from RefSeq and is a predicted model, not a curated record. The coding region runs from base 1 to 462 and encodes 153 amino acids. Gene Ontology annotation, molecular function: protein binding. The transcript is spliced from 3 exons.